UGCUAUUUCCAUGUCACAUAGUUCCAGUUUCUGCGUCUUGCUUGCUCGCCCAAAAUUGUUCCUCAAUUGAGCUUAGACAGCAUACAAUAAAUGGGAUGCAUGGUAGCUCCUCUGAUCCUGCAGCAGUAGUACACUCGCAGAGGCUAAAGCAUUUUGCUGAAACUUCUUUAAUCAUUCCAUUGAGACUUGAAAUCAGAGAGAGCAGGAAACUAAAAAAUGGAUUCUUUCCCAACCUUUGUCACUGUCACUGUCAUUCUCCUUCUUCUUCUUGUUCCACAGAAACCUUUGUCUUGCCAAGCUAGUAAUGAUGAUGAUCGUGACGGUGCCGAAAGCCCAGUCCUCGGAGGCUGCGGAAUAGCAGCCAUCUAUAACUUCGGGGACUCGUUCUCCGACACCGGAAAUGCCCUGGCGGAGUACCCCGACGGUCCUAUGGGGAACUUCCCCAAUGGCAUGACAAUCCACAAUGCGACCGGCAGAUUUUGUGAUGGACACUUAAUAAUCGACCACAUAGCCGAGGCAGCUGGACUCCCGUACCUGAAUCCAUAUCUAAGGAAAAAUCUGGAUCAGUCUAAAGGGACAAACUUCGCGGUGGGAGGAGUUGGCCUUCUGUCGAACAAAACCAGAACCAAAUUGAACGUCCAACUGCCGUUUUCUCAGGAUAGUGUGGACAUCCAGCUGAACUGGCUCGAGGAACACCUCAACAGAACAUUCGGAGAUGACGAGACGGCUCGCCGCAAUCGUUUGAAGUCGUCGCUGUUCAUAUUCACUGGUGGAUCGGGGAACGAUUACACGAACAUACGAGGCAACUUCAGCUCUCCGCCACUCGAGAAAAUGAAGACAAUCAUUCCUGAUGUCGUUGCCGCCGUCAAGGACUACUUGAAGUUGAUAAUCGAGUACGGCGCCAGCAAGAUAGUAGUGACAGGUUUGUACAAAGCUGGGUGCACCGUGGAUGUGGGACUCUUCCACGACUAUAAGCCCCGCUGCAAUACCUCCACCAAUGCGGUUGCCGCUCGUCACAAUCGAAUCCUGAAGCAAGAGCUCGCAGAACUGAGAAAGGAGUUCCCCGGCGUACUCCUAGUCUACGGGGACAUGUGGGGUCCGACAGGAUGGCUUCUCCGCCAUUACAGGACACUAGGGUUCAAGCAACCGAGUGACAGAUUUUGUUGUGGGAAUGGCUCUAAGGCAUGUGGCUCCCCUGGGUCACCGUACUGUCAGAACCCGCAAGAGUAUAUGUUUUGGGACGACCGUCAUUUGACUGACCAUUCGUAUCAGGUGAUCGCCAACUUGAUGAUCCCACGGUUGGCUGCGGACCUAGGAUGCGAUAAUGGUCAUCAUCCUGCACACAAAGAAGCCUACACAAGUCAACAUCGGCUGCACUAGAAUCGGGAGAAAUGCUGCUGUUUGGAAUCUGGUUCAGCUUGUUCGUCCUUAUGUUAUUAUGAAGUGCACUUUAAUUGUCUCUCGGCAGUCCUUAGUUAGGUUGGCCAACUUGCUAAGUCCUGUAUGUGCUCUUUUGAACCAAUCGGCCUGGUCUGUAAUAUGGCCU
Messenger RNA from Linum tenue, 1546 nucleotides. Lineage: Eukaryota; Viridiplantae; Streptophyta; Magnoliopsida; Malpighiales; Linaceae. The record is from the annotation of a GenBank genome assembly.